This is a messenger RNA of Lasiodiplodia theobromae, 1446 nucleotides long. RefSeq names its product Oxidoreductase ygbj protein. The transcript has 3 exons. The coding region runs from base 1 to 1446 and encodes 481 amino acids. The record is from RefSeq and is a predicted model, not a curated record. Lineage: Eukaryota; Fungi; Ascomycota; Dothideomycetes; Botryosphaeriales; Botryosphaeriaceae.
AUGGCCCCUCAAUCCCUUCCCCUCCAAGCAACCCUCUCCUCGCUCCCUCCCGUCUACCCGGGCGACCUCCGCGCCCAAACCCGGGCCCUUCUCUCCUCGACCACGUCGACGAUCCCGCUCCUCGUCGCCCUCGACGACGACCCGACGGGCACGCAGACCUGCCACGACAUCCGCGUCCUCACCGUCUGGGACGUCGACUCUCUGACGGCCGAGUUCACGCGCACCGCGCCGGGGUCGGGCUUCUUCAUCUUGACCAACUCGCGCGCGCUCCACACGGCCGAUGCCCGCGCGCUCACGGCCGAGAUCUGCCGCAACCUGCGCGCCGCGGCUGAGCGCGCGGGGAACAAGCCCUUCGAGAUCGUGCUGCGCGGCGACAGCACGCUGCGUGGUCACUUCCCGGAUGAGCCCGAGGUCGUGGAUGAGGAGGUUGGCGGCGGCGGGAGUGAUGCGUGGGUGCUGGCGCCGUUUUUCUUGCAGGGCGGCAGGUAUACGAUUGAUGAUGUGCAUUAUGUGGCCGAGGGAGAGACGCUGGUGCCGGCUGGGGAGACGCCGUUCGCAAGAGACGCAACGUUUGGAUACAAGAGCAGCGAUUUGAAGGACUGGGUGGUAGAGAAGAGCGGAGGCAAGAUUGUGAGAGAGAGGGUGGUGAGUUUGGGCUUGAAAGAUAUCCGAGAGGGCGGCCCGGAAAAGAUUGCGGAGCUGGUGGAAGGGUUUGAAAAAGGUAGUGUGGUUGUGGUGAAUGCGGCGGCGGAGGAGGACAUGGAUGUCGUGGUGCUGGGGCUGCUGAAGGCUUCGUCGAAGGGCAAGCGCUUCCUCUUCCGCACGGCAGCCGCCUUCGUCUCUGCGCGCCUGGGAAUCUCUCCUAUCCCUCCCAUUUCGGCGGAGCAGUUGAAGCUUUCUCGCGAGGCUGGUGGCCUGAUUAUUGCGGGCUCGUACGUGCCGAAGACAACGGCGCAACUCGAGGCUCUGACUUCCAAGAGCGGCGAGAAGUUGACGACGGUGGUCCUAGACGUGGAGAAGCUCUUGGCUUCGCCCGAGAGCUCUGCCGAGGCCAUUGCGCACGCUAUCUCGGUCGCGGAGAGAGAGAUUGCGCACAGGCAGGACGUGCUGGUCAUGACUAGCCGCAAGCUGGUGGUUGGUGACGACGCGAAGAAGAGCCUGGACAUCGGCUCGAUCGUUGCGGAUGCGCUUGUCAAGUUCUUGCAGCAACUGAAGAUCAAGCCGCGAUACGUAAUCGCCAAGGGAGGCAUCACGUCGUCGGAUAUGGCCACGAAGGGCUUGAAUAUGAAGAAGGCGAUGAUUGUGGGUCAGGCUGCGGCAGGUGUCCCAUUGUGGCGCUGCGACGAGGAGACUUGCAAGUACCCUGGACUGCCGUAUGUUGUUUUCCCGGGAAAUGUUGGCGGGAACGAUACGCUCUACGAAGUGGUCAAGGGCUGGCGGGUAUAG